This is a messenger RNA of Actinia tenebrosa (Australian red waratah sea anemone), 2260 nucleotides long. RefSeq lists its product as uncharacterized. NCBI's taxonomy places the organism in Eukaryota, Metazoa, Cnidaria, Anthozoa, Actiniaria, Actiniidae. The record is from RefSeq and is a predicted model, not a curated record.
UACAAUUAUCAGAAAACGAAAGAAGAUCAUGAUGGUGGCUUGCUUACUCAUCGUAUUUAUCGCUAUUUAACACAUCUGAUGGCCGUUUUAGGCUAUGGAUCUAUUUCCAAUUCAUCCAUUUAGAUUCUAAACUUCGAAUUUCUAGAGAUAUUCGAGUGGAAUAUCGCCGAUUUCAGUUUGAAUUUGGGUUCAAUACAUGAUAGAUGAUAUGAAGCUUCUGCUGCUCAUUCGUCUGUUUUGAAUUAUUUUUGUCUUGGGAUCUUGAAAAAUAUACCGCUAUUCAGAAAUGCAGACUCAAACCAUGUCAAAGGCACCGCCAUCUCAGUCCUCUAUCCUUCCUCCGUUACAAAAUCUACCRUCUUGGUCGAGGAGUUCGUUAGAGAGAAUAAAACAACCCAGACCGAUCGUGCGUGAUCCGCCACCAAACACUUCCUUUGAAGACAACGGGGAAGAAUUCGAAAUGACCAAAGAUCAAAAAACUCUAAAUCCAACAAGGACUGUGUCAGCACCCUUAAAAAGCGAAGCAGAGAUCGAUCGAAGGGUUGUUCAGAUUGAGAAAAGUUUGGAGUUUGUUCAAAGCGAACAUGCUCAAGUACUUGAAAAUCUACACAAGGAAAUUGAAAGGUUAAAGUUAGAAAACAAAGAACUCAACUUCAAGCUCAUCAUGUCAAAGUCUGGAGUCAGUCUCGAUGAAGAGCAAGAUCCCAUCUUUUCCGAAGAAAUAAUCAGAAAUAGAACAUCUCCAGUACAAGAACCUACAGAGAAAAAGACACAAAAUGAAGAAACUGAAGCCAAACACAGGAAACAAAUGGAAUCAGAAAAUAAGAAAAAGGAAUCAACUAAAGCAAAUGAAAAUAGAAAUAAUACUAGGAAUUCAGCAACUUCAAAUUUAAAGAAAAGGACACCCUCAGGUAAAAAAGCUGCUUCCUCAACUCCUCCUACAUCAGGCAAAAAAGCUGCACCUCAGCAAAGUUCUAGCAAAUCAAGCUUUUUGUCCAAAGCAAGAGCCAAGCAACUUCAUAAAGAGAGGGAAGAAGCUCCCCCUCCCAACACACCCAAUCAAUCCAGAACAGAACCUGUUAGACGCACCCCACAAAGCCCUCUGUGGUCUGCAGUACAUGGGGGGCAAAAAAUGCUGAUUGUCACUCUAAAUAAAGAUAAAACUAUGCAAGUUCAUGUACCUACUGAGAAUGGACCAAGAUCGCCAACACUUUCUGAAUGUAAAACUAUCAUAGUAGAGCAACAGGAGACAAAUCAUAAGCAAGCAAAAGAGCUUUUGAAACUCAGGGCUGAUUUACGAGAAGCAAUAACCUCUCAAAAGUGGAAUCAAAAUACUUACUUAGUAGGGAGGUCCRUUAGGAAAGUAGAAGCUAAUUCUUCCAGUUCAAGUGCUGGUACAUCGCAGGUAAAUCGACAUUUACCAAAGCUUCCACUGAGAGAACCAAUAUCUGGAAGGUUACAAGGUCGUGGCCCUGCUGCCCCAGAAAAGAUUUCUCUCCCAGCUCUAAGACCAAACAUCAACAGUGUUGUAGCAGACCGGAGAAGAAGACAACAAGCAAUCCUUAGAGGAAGGAUGGGACGAAAAGAUUUUAUCUAAUAUUUAAAUUCUAAUAAAUUCCCAAAAAAAUUGACUUCAAACUUUUUAAAUUAAUUCUUAAAGGUUUCCAUUUUUGGUUUAUUUAAGAUUACAACGACCACACUAACGAAAAAGAUAACAUUGUCGAUGUCCUAAUUAAGAGGUUUGGUUCUAGAAAAAAAUUGUAUGAAGCAAAAUACUUUAAAGAUUCAAGAAUUUAUUUUGUUAAUAACGACCUGACCCAUGCAUAAUAAUGUGCAUGAUAAAUAAAUGUUAAAAUAUAUUGUAUAGUUUAAAACACAUUUAACACAGACCAAGUAUUGUUUUUAUGUUUGUCAUGAUUGUUAAGAAUGAGUAUAUUUAUGAGAGACUUUUAUUUAACCUUCUACUACUAUUGCAUGUAUGUUUUGUUUUGACAGAUCUCCCCUAYAUUUGUUUAAAUCAAAACUUGUUUGAAUAGGACGUUUGCAUGAUGGCGUCAUUUGACUCCCACUACCAUAAUGCUUCGUGAAUUUUCUUUCUUAUUUAAAUUUGUAUUCCCUCAUGAGAAUAGUAAGACAAUUGGUGCUAAUUAACCGCACACAAAAAAGUGUGCAAAGGAGUCUGGUAGUAGAGGUCAAUGACGCCAUCAUGCAAAYGUCCUAUUCUGUGAAUAGCUAAUAAUAAAAAUGUUGGUGAUGCAAA